This is a messenger RNA of Ricinus communis (castor bean), 673 nucleotides long. RefSeq lists its product as uncharacterized. Gene Ontology annotation, biological process: cell fate determination. Lineage: Eukaryota; Viridiplantae; Streptophyta; Magnoliopsida; Malpighiales; Euphorbiaceae. The record is from RefSeq and is a predicted model, not a curated record. Bases 154 to 540 code for a protein of 128 amino acids. The transcript has 2 exons.
CGUCCCCAAACUUUUCAACAUGCAGCAGCAUGUGAUAAUGCCUUUCCUCCUCACAGCCACAAAGUCAUGAUCUAGGCUACAUUCUAUAAAUAUAAUUAGCAGUGAGUAGUUUUCUCACAGACUCAUAUUUUUGACACUCCAAUAGUGAAACUGAUGAAGAUAGGUCAGGAGCAGCAACAGCUUUUCAAGUUUCUUCUCUGGAUAUCUCUUGCGUGUUCCUCUCUUCACUACGGGUUAGGGACAAAGUGUGAGACGAAAGCUCCUGCAAUCCAACAGACUCAGGUGGGUUAUGGUUACCCUCCAACAUUUAUGGUGCAAGUGUACAACAGCUGUCCUAUGUGCCCAGUUAUCAACAUUCACUUGAAAUGUGGAAGCUUUCCUCAAGCUCUUGUCAAUCCCAGGCUUCUUAAAGUGUUAGCUUUUGAUGACUGUGUCAUCAAUGGAGGCUUGCCUUUGGCCCCUCUGCAAAAGUUCUCAUUCAAUUACUCCCAUCAACAGUAUCUCUUGCACCCAGCUACUUGGUACUUCCAGUGCGAGUGAGAAUUAUCUGAUCCACUAUAUAAGACUAGAUAGCUAUGGCAAUUUUCAGACUCGUAUUCUCUUCUUUUUGCUGGUUAAAAAUGUGAAUGGAAAUCGGGAUCACAAUGUCAUUUACUAGAGUUUGAUCUCCUAA